This is a messenger RNA of Hordeum vulgare subsp. vulgare (domesticated barley), 2513 nucleotides long. Its product is annotated as DNA replication licensing factor MCM7. Gene Ontology annotation, molecular function: single-stranded DNA helicase activity; ATP binding; single-stranded DNA binding. Gene Ontology annotation, cellular component: nucleus; MCM complex. Lineage: Eukaryota; Viridiplantae; Streptophyta; Magnoliopsida; Poales; Poaceae. Gene Ontology annotation, biological process: DNA replication; double-strand break repair via break-induced replication; DNA strand elongation involved in DNA replication. The record is from RefSeq and is a predicted model, not a curated record. The coding region runs from base 60 to 2234 and encodes 724 amino acids. The transcript is spliced from 15 exons.
AUUCUCUGGCCCGCGUCUUUCCUCCCCUACCCGCCGCCGCCGCCGCCGCCGCCGCCGCCAUGGCCGCCGGGACGAAGACCGUCGACUACGCCGCGGAAAGAGCGCUCGCGAAGGACUUCCUCACCAACUUCGCUGGCCCGCACGGCGAGCCCAAGUACCAGAACAUCCUGCAAGACAUCGCGAACAGGAAGAUCCGCGCCGUGCAGAUCGAGCUGGACGACCUGUUCCAUUACAAGGAUGUGGACGAGGAGUUCUUGCAGAGGGUCACUGAGAACACCAAGCGCUACAUCGGCAUAUUCGCGGAGGCCGUGGACGAGCUCAUGCCGGAGCCCACGGAGGCGUUCGCUGUCGACGAGGACAGGGAUAUCUUGAUGACGCAGCGCGUGGAUGAAGGGGCUGACGGAGGCGCUGACGGCAAUGACCCUCUGCAGAGGAUGCCGCCGGAAAUCAAGCGGUUCUUCGAGGUAUACAUCAAGGCGUUCUCGAAGGUGACUCCGCUCACCCUUAGGCAAGUCAAGGCAUCCCACAUUGGGCAGCUUGUGAAAAUAUCUGGAAUUGUCACUCGCUGCUCGGAUGUGAAGCCCUUGAUGCAGGUGGCGGUUUAUACAUGUGAAGAAUGCGGUUUUGAGAUAUACCAGGAAGUGACUGCUAGAGUCUUUAUGCCUCUCUUUGAAUGCCCAUCUCAACGAUGCAAGCUGAACAAAGCAAAGGGGAAUUUAAUCCUUCAACUGCGAGCAUCAAAGUUUCUUAAAUUUCAGGAGGUGAAGCUCCAAGAACUAGCAGAGCAUGUACCAAAGGGCCACAUCCCACGUUCUCUGACUGCUCAUCUCAGAGGAGAGCUGACAAGAAAGGUGGCACCUGGAGACGUUGUUGAGAUGUCUGGUGUUUUCCUCCCCAUGCCUUACUUUGGAUUCCGGGCCAUGCGAGCAGGAUUGGUUGCUGAUACAUAUUUGGAAGCAAUGUCUAUUACCCACUUCAAGAAGAAAUAUGAAGAGUAUGAACUUAAGGGUGAUGAGCAGGAACAAAUUGACCGGUUGGCUGAGGAUGGUGAUAUCUACAAUAAGCUAUCAAAAUCAUUGGCACCUGAAAUAUUUGGGCAUGAAGACGUGAAAAAGGCACUGUUGUUGCUACUUGUUGGUGCACCUCAUCGUAAGCUUGGAGAUGGCAUGAAGAUCAGAGGAGAUCUGCACAUAUGCCUGAUGGGGGAUCCUGGUGUUGCAAAGAGUCAACUUCUAAAGCAUAUUAUCAAUGUUGCUCCAAGAGGAGUGUAUACCACAGGGCGUGGGAGCAGUGGUGUUGGUCUUACUGCUGCUGUCCAGAAAGAUCCAGUUACAAAUGAGUUUGUCCUUGAGGGAGGGGCACUGGUACUGGCGGAUAUGGGUAUCUGCGCAAUAGAUGAGUUUGACAAGAUGGAAGAGUCUGACAGGACAGCAAUUCAUGAGGUGAUGGAGCAGCAAACAGUUAGCAUUGCCAAGGCUGGCAUCACCACCUCUCUUAAUGCAAGAACUGCAGUUCUUGCUGCUGCUAAUCCAGCAUGGGGAAGGUAUGAUAUGAGGAGGACCCCAGCUGAGAACAUAAAUCUUCCUCCAGCACUUCUCUCCCGUUUCGAUCUCCUUUGGUUGAUCCUGGAUCGUGCGGACAUGGAAAAUGAUCUUGAAAUGGCCAGACAUGUUGUUCAUGUACACCAAAAUCUUGAAUCGCCAGCACUUGGGUUCACAGCACUUGAACCAUCUGUUCUUAGGGCGUACAUAUCUGCUGCAAGAAGAGUCACUCCUUCUGUUCCUCGAGACCUUGAGGAAUACAUUGCAACUGCCUAUUCAAGCAUCCGCCAAGAGGAAGCCAAAUCAAAUGCACCUCAUUCUUACACAACCAUCAGGACACUUCUGAGCAUAGUUCGCAUUUCGAUUGCCUUGGCAAGGCUUCGAUUUUCAGAAACUGUUGCCCAGAGCGAUGUCGAUGAGGCACUACGCUUGAUGCAGAUGUCAAAGUACUCGCUUUACUCCGAUGAUCGUCAGCGGUCUGGCCUGGAUGCAAUCUCUGACAUAUACUCCAUCCUGAGAGAUGAAGCAGCAAGGACUAGCAGCAUGGAUGUGAAAUAUGGUCAUGCUCUUAACCUGAUCUCCAGAAAGGGAUACAGUGAGGCUCAGCUGAAGGAAUGCCUGGAGGAGUAUGCAUCCUUGAACGUGUGGCAGAUCCACCCAAGCACCUUCGACAUCCACUUCAUCGAUGCCUGAUGCCAUUGUUUGGGAUCUAACAAGAUCGAAAGACUCUAGUGAUAGCGAGAAAUGUACUAGUCUAGCAGAGCCGUUGCUAUUUGUUCCUGUGAACCAUGCAGGAGCCUUUGUCCCUUUUCAGCAAUCUCACUGGUUGACACCCGAGUGUGGUAUAUGUAACUCUGUUAUGUUUGUUUACCCAUUAGUUGUAUGCUUUCCGACAAUGAUGAAUUUGUGCUGUUCUAUUGGUGUUGAAAGACUAUUUAAGCCUAUUCUCAUGGAAUUGUUUGGAAGAUGAAA